Molecule: messenger RNA, 2649 nt
Organism: Drosophila guanche
Lineage: Eukaryota; Metazoa; Arthropoda; Insecta; Diptera; Drosophilidae
Gene: beat-IIb
Exons: 8
Coding region: 769-2154 (461 amino acids)
Source: RefSeq, a predicted model, not a curated record
CCAGACCCAGAGAACCAACGUCUGCGAAAAGCCGGCAAGUGGCAAGUGGCAAGCGGCAAGCGGCAAAGUGACGCGAAUCCAAUUUUUGUGCUCGUCCGAACUGAAUCCCGGCUAAUGUGAUAAUCGAAAGGAAACCAACCAACAAAGAUUCGCCGAAAAAGGAGUCCCGCUUCUGGGAGGCAGCGCUGGCUCAUCGAAAGAUUGUCAAACGGGCAUUCGGGGCAGGAAGAAGCCACAGAGAGGAAGAAGCUUUGUUGCGGUGGCAGCAUAAGAGGCAUAUGAAGCAAUUAGGGGCAACACUAAAAAUGACUAUAAAUGUCGAGUGACAAACAUUUUCGCGGAACAGACAAGGCACGGGCACUGGGCCCAAGUGUCAGACACUUUCCAGGCAACAUGUUGCUGAGCGUCAAUUGACAACAGCAACAUUUGCAGCAACAACAACUCUUCGUGUCGCAGGGCAAACUUCGUGCGGCAUUCGACUCUGGCGGUUGUGUGACGCGUUCGCUGUGCAGCAAAAGACAGAGAAAGAGAAAAAGAAUGACGUGAGAGCCGGGAGAAAGAAGUUUCGGUGUUUCGAGUGUUCGAGUGUGGAAAACAAAUGGGGAAAAUACGUAAACAGCAAAUCAAAUGAGCAAAACAAAAUCAAAAGAAAUACGUAGCCAAGUGCGUGUAAAAUAAAUACAAAUUAAAUCCUAGAAUAAUUGCAGAGAGUCAAGAAUCAAAACCGAAACGAAGCGAAACAAAGCAAAAAUAUUUCACACUUAAUUAAUGUCUAAUUUGAGGAGCAGUCGGCUGGCGGCAACAACAACAAACAGAGCUCACAAAGUGGCCAGAACAACGUUGACAAUGUGGCAGACACUAUCAACUGCAACCACAUCACUCACGGCGGCUGUGCUUGGGCCGGGACGACCCCAGUCCGGGUGCAGAUGCAGGUGCGGGCAGCGCCUGAAGGGAAAACAGCGAUCCAAAUCCAGCACUUACCACGCGGAAAUGAAGAGUCACAGAGUUAGAGCCGGAGCGAGCAACAUGUUGCCAUCAACAGACACCGCGACAGCAGCGUCCUCGCGUAGGUGUCGUUGUGGCAGCCACAUCACAAUCACCAUCAACAGCAACAACAAAAACAGCAACACUACAAAAAGGACCAGCAGCAACAUUAGCGGUGGCAGCCUCCGCCUCCUACACUGGCUGCUGCUGCUCUGCGUCUUCUGUGAUGUUGGGCAGGCCACGCUGCGCGAUGUCAAUCUGCUGGUGCAACCGCCUGCGGUGCGGCGCGGCCAGUCGGUGGCACUGCGGUGCGACUACCAGCUGGAUGGAGCGCCGCUCUACUCCAUCAAGUUUUACCGCGGCCAAAUGGAGUUCUACCGCUACACGCCCGGGGAGUAUCCGCACACGAAGGUCUUUCAGUAUCCCGGCAUCAGAGUGGACGAGGGCAGCUCGAACGCCACCCUGGUGCUCAUACGCAACGUCAGCUUCGGCUUGUCCGGUCAAUUCAGCUGCGAGGUGACUGCCGAUGCGCCGCUCUACUCCACGGCCACGGCCUAUGCCCAGAUGCAAGUUGUGGAGUUCCCGGAGAAGCGGCCGCAGCUGUUCACGGAGCACACCCGCUACGAGCCCGGCGAUGUGCUGCGCGCCAAUUGCAGUACGCCACCAUCGCGGCCGCGGUCCGAGCUCCGAUUCACCAUCAACAACGUGCCGAUAACCACGGAAGAAACGCAGUACAUACGAACGAUUGACAACCUAAUAGCAUCCCGGCUUAGUCUGAAGCUGCAGCUGCAGGCGGUGCACUUUGUGGCCGGUAUUAAUGGCCAUGGAAAUGGCCACGGCAAUGGCAACGGGAAUGGCAAUGGCAAUGGCAUAGCGAACGCACUGGUCACCGGCAGCGGGAGUGGCUCUGGCGGAGGCCUUGUAUUGCGUUGCACGGCGCAAAUUGGCGAUCUCUAUCAGGAGUACAAGGAAAUCGAGUUGGGCACACCACAAAAGGAUCCGGUGCCGGCAAGAGUGACGCUGUCGUCGGGCACGGGACUGCGCAGCUUCUUGGAGGCCUACUUCACAACCUCCAGGGCGGCGCUCACCUGGCAAGGGGCCAUUGGCGGCAUCACUAUCUGGCUCUCCUCAAUGCUGGCACUAAUGAUUAACUGCAGCCGUAGCAGGUAAAUGCAGGUGGCCCCAGAGCCAGGUUGAACAUUCGAUUUGGUUAAGGAUAUGGGAAUGUGCAUGGCCUCGAUGGAUAGAUGGAUGGAUGGAUGGCGAUAAGAUUAGAGCUCUCGGCCGUGAACCUCAUUAAUUAUCUCUCGUGAAAGCCAUUUGAUUUAAACACACGCACACACACACACACACACACACACACACAUACAGACACGCGAUUCCUGUUGAGUACACACGAGCAUUAAACAAUAAAACUGUAAAUAUUUGCUUUAAUGAUGUAAACGGAUAGACGUAAAUGAACUCACAACACACACAUAGAAACACACAGAUACACACACACACACACACACACACGGCCAGACACGUACGACUAAUUGUUAAUUAAUGGAUUAUUUAAUGACGCAUAAAAUAUUGGAUAAAGUAUUAAUGUUUCAUUUGCAUUUAGCUUCCACACAAGCAAAUAUCAACUUAAAGUUUAAGCCAUGAAAAUCGUUGAAACGAUUG